This is a messenger RNA of Mesitornis unicolor (brown roatelo), 849 nucleotides long. RefSeq names its product stomatin-like protein 3. The transcript has 7 exons. NCBI's taxonomy places the organism in Eukaryota, Metazoa, Chordata, Aves, Mesitornithiformes, Mesitornithidae. The record is from RefSeq and is a predicted model, not a curated record. Gene Ontology annotation, cellular component: plasma membrane.
AUGGAUCCCCAGAGGGAGACACCCAAGAAAAAUAACAUAGGGCAUCUAAUUGCUGACAGGUGGGAAGGAAUUGGUGUCUGUGGCUGAUUCCUGUUUUCCAUUUCCUUUCUUCUGGUGCUUAUUACCUUUCCUAUUUCCGUCUGGACAUGUAUCAAGGUUAUCAGAGAAUAUGAACGUGCUGUUUUAUUUCGUCUGGGACGUAUACUGUCUAAGAAAGCAAAGGGACCAGGUUUGAUCCUCAUACUUCCCUGUACAGAUACAUUUAUCAAGGUUGAUCUUAGAACUGUUACCUGUAAGAUUCCUCCACAAGAGAUUCUCACAAAAGAUGCCGUUACUACCCAAGUUGAUGGGGUGGUAUACUACAGGAUCCACAGUGCUCUUGGCACCAUUGCUAACAUCAUGGAUGUCCAUUCGGCAACCUUCCUCUUGGCACAGACCACCCUGAGAAAUGUCCUGGGGACACAGAGCUUGGCUCAACUCCUGGCAGGUCGCGAGAAGAUUGCACACAGCAUCCAGGCUAUCCUCAACAGUGCCAUGGAGCAGUGGGGAAUCAGAGUGGGCCGAGUGGAGAUCAAGGAUGUCAGGAUUCCUGUGGACAUGCAGAGGGCAAUGGCAGCUGAAGCAGAGGCUGCUCGAGAAGCAAGAGCUAAGAUUGUGGCAGAGGGAGAAACGAAUGCUUCUAAAGCCCUCAAGCAGGCCUCCAUGGUGCUAGCUGAGUCUCCAGCAGGUCUUCAGCUACGCUACCUGCAAACAUUAACAACUUUGGCAGCUGAGGAUAAUUCCACCAUUGUCUUCCCUCUCCCCAUAAAUAUUCUUGAAAGUUUUGGGCAGAAAAAUAGAGGAGGAUAG